GAAAUAAACUUGUUUUCAGCUUGGGGCAAUAUCGCGGAACUUGGAUAAUAGUUUGCACGUUCUGAGGCCUCACGCUGAUUCGUGCCACCGAAAAGCACUCGUUGAAACGAGCACAAUGGCGACCAUGGGGGUAACGGUGUUUUGCAACAGAGUACAGAUAAACGGCAACGAUCAAGAACAAUUGAUGUUGCUGCGAACGUUGCAAGACAACGAGAACAAUAUCAUCGGUAAUCAAUCAGCGUUGAUAGUUCCGAAAAACAGCGGCAGCAGUAACGCAACGAAUUCGACGACAGUAUUACCCCCGUACGAUCCCUCCAGAUUGAAGAAGCACGGCAAGAACGGACAACCGCCCCCCGUUGCUGUUGCCCGAAGAAAUGCCAGGGAGAGAAAUCGCGUGAAACAGGUGAACAAUGGAUUUGCUACAUUGCGACAACACAUUCCGAGCCACAUUGCCGCGGGUUAUGGCGACAGGGGUAAGAAGCUGUCGAAGGUGGAGACUCUCAGGAUGGCCGUGGAGUACAUCAGAGGCCUUCAGAGGCUCCUGGCCGAAGCCGAUGGCGUUGAAUACGAUUCGAAGACUACCGUUGGUGCGCAAUGCGCGCCUUCUCCAACCAGCAGCGUCAUCUCUUCGACUCAUAACGGCUCCGGCGAGAGACUCGUUCUCGAGGAUGAUGUACUAGCCGCGGAAGAGGACGAGAGGGGACAUUUGGAUGAGGAAGAAGAUGAAGGUGCUGCCAAAUCGAAAAUUACAUUAUCCAGAUUAUCCCCCAAUCGGACGGCCAUUUCAUCCCCGCGCGACUACUACGCAUCCUCGGCGGGCGAUGAAGAAAACUUGGAACCGCGAACUUUAACCGGCGGACAGAAUUUCUCCAGGCUGUCGCCAAAUUCGGUGGCCUCGCCGCCCUCGGAGUAUUACGCUCAAAACGAGGAGAAUCUGGAGCCGCAGAUUCUGUCACCCUACAGCGGUGCCGGGGACAGCGAAGAGGGUGCGACAACUGUCUACGCGACUAGCCCGGAAACCUUCUCCGGAGCCCUCUAUUACAAGCAAGAGAUCACCGAGACGGGGGAAUUCAUGGAUGUCGUCAGCUGGUGGGAACAAGAACAGGGAAGACUCGUCCAUCAACAGCACACACAACGGCUGACGCACGUGUAACUAUAGCAGCUGAAAUUCAGUUGCAGUUUAAAAAACGCCCGCUCUCUUUUCAUUUAUCGAGACGCAACAUCGACGUGCGCUAGAUAAGAAGAAAUAAGUUUGAGGAUUUCCAGAAUCCGGGAGACAACGAAUACUUCGCCAAAGAACACUUCACGGCGGUUCUUAGGAUCUUGAAAGUACAGGCGUGGCAGAUCCUCUAAUUUAUCUCUUACCACUUAUGUAUACCACACACGCUUUCUUCAAGCUUUUUUUAUCGGCGCCUUUGCAGUUAUAGAGAAAAAAAUAUUUCUUCACCGAACUCUUUAUGAGACACCGUCGUCUACAAAACGUUGUUGUACAGAAUUUCUUAAAAUUUAUAUAGGUAAAUUUUCGUUUUUAAUAUUAAAUUUUCAUGAAUAAAAUUUGCUCGACAACUUAAUUAACACUAAGUACUUUUCCUUAAUAUAUUUCUUAAAAGAUAUCAAUUAAAGAGUCAACGAUUGAAUAUUUAUACAUAUAUUCAAUAAUUUAAUGAUCACAAUUUUAUAUAAUUCCAUAUGAAUUGUAUUUAUAUCAUUUUUUAUAUAAUAUUUAAAACUUUAAUUCGGGGAUUUUGAAUUGUGUUGCAUCUAUUAUUAAUUACAUAUUGCCAUUACAGAUCACCUUCUUUACCGUGCCUUUUUAAUUCAAUGUGUAUCAUCAAAAGCAGAAAUCUCUGACAUUUUUUUCUCGUAUCAAACCUAUCCUCGUGUCCCUUCUUUGCCCUCCGAUGUUUUCUCCAAAAGAAAAAUGUGAAUUUGCCACAUUAUUUGUACAUGCGUUUUUUUCCCACGAUAUAUCCGGAAUCUACGGGAUGUCCGCGACGUUUCGUCCGUGCGUUUCCGAAUUUAAUUCUUUCUCAAUACAGCUAAACGAGGAUCCGCGCGAUCCAGUGACGGAACACAAUAGCGAGACGGGACAAAAGAUCUCUCGAGGAUAAACGGGAUCUUUUUUCCUCCCCUUACUCCCAGGAUCACAAAAUUGUGAUGGAAACUGUUUUCUUUCGAUAUAAAUCUUCGACAAGGGUUCACGAACAUUUCGAAUAGUAACGGUUGUCGCAAGGAAGACACUUUUCCUACUUGCAGAAUUUUACAAUAAAAGGAGAAGAACUCAGGAUUUCUAUCGUAAAAAUACAGACUAAUCCAUGUGAAGAAAACAAAGUACGGAUUCUCAGAAAACAAUUGGAACGUGGAUCAUUCUGUGAAUGAAAAAUUAAUUCUACGUUAGAAUUUCAACUACCAAUUUAAUAUCUACACAUUUAAUGCCUGUCACACACAGAAUGUUAAUAUUUCUUCGUGAUUUGUUUCAGUUACAGGUUUCAAUUAGGAAAGACCAAUAUUUGUAACAAAAUUCCAAAUCCACUAUGAUGUAAUACCUCAGUCGAAUUUCGCAUGAUCUCACUGGACCUGGAUGAAGAUCCUCUCGACAAUACAUCGACAGGAUAUUGUAGAGCACGAGCGCGUGUAUUGUGAUCAAUAGCAAAAGUCGGAAAAUCGUACUUACUGUUGCGAGUACUUUUCCGCUGAGCAGACCUUCUCAUUACUGUACCUCGUCUUUCGGAUUACAAACAGAAAAUGUGAAGAAUACAUGGCUCUUUAUUUAACAUCUUUAUUUAAUAAGGAGAUUUAUUAAAUACAUUUAUUAAAAACAAAUUAAAUCUCGAUAUUAUACGUUACAUCUUAUCUCGUAUUUAUAUGAACGAUUGUUAAUUGGCAUUGCAGAGUACCUUAAAUCCUUUUUAAAUCUUGAAAUUUAAAUCUUGAAAAUUAUGCUAUUUGUAUACGUAUUAAUUACAUUAAUUUCACGAAUUAUGAUAUAGCUAUUAUUACCAUUAUAUUGCCAACUGUAUCAAGGAAUCGUAUUUUUUAUAAGGACAAUAGAGAAAAUAUUUUAAUUCUCUUUAGCAAUGACAUUUUGCGCUUCCAGAAAGAAAGUAUUUACUUUUUCGGCUAUUUACAUCACAACAAGUACAAUUUAUAAAGUGGUAAAUUGUAUAUCGCCAGUAAUUUAAAAACAAAUCUUCAUGAAAUUAAGCGACCUACA
Messenger RNA from Vollenhovia emeryi, 3214 nucleotides. RefSeq names its product achaete-scute homolog 2-like. Gene Ontology annotation, molecular function: RNA polymerase II transcription regulatory region sequence-specific DNA binding; DNA-binding transcription factor activity, RNA polymerase II-specific; protein dimerization activity. Bases 116 to 1153 code for a protein of 345 amino acids. NCBI's taxonomy places the organism in Eukaryota, Metazoa, Arthropoda, Insecta, Hymenoptera, Formicidae. The transcript has 3 exons. The record is from RefSeq and is a predicted model, not a curated record. Gene Ontology annotation, biological process: developmental process; regulation of transcription by RNA polymerase II.